AGCCUUCCUUUCUCAUUCUUAUAUUUCACUUUUUGGAUGGAUAGCUAUCGCUCAGUUAAGACCAGAAUGUUGCUUUUAGGAGAUGUUUGUGGAGUGAUGGAUAAUAGUAGUAACAACCACCACCAUCACCACAAUACUUACUGCAGCAGCAGCAGUAGCAACAAACGUGGACCUCAAAGACCGCUCAGUCUUAUCGUCCGUUUUGUAGCUCCGGAUGUCAGAGCAGAGCAGCACCAAAGAUGGGGAUGCAGACUCCCAGCAUGGCUUACAUAUGCUGGUUCUGCUGGUCCUGGUCUUCUUCGUCAUGGGUCUGGCGGGCUUUCUCAUUUGCCAUAUCCUAAAGAAAAAGGGAUACCGCUGUCGGACAUUCCGUGAUGAAUUUGACUCUGACAACAAGGAAUCACUGACCCAACUCCAAGAUGAUGAUGAUGAGGACCUGAAUGAGGACACUGUAGAAAAAAUAGUGAAAUGUAUCAUUCAAAAUGAAGCAAAUGUUGAAGUUCUAAAAGAAAUGCUGGGGGAAGGUGAUGCUGAUCUCCCACUGCCAGUGCCUGUGCCCAGUGCUCUGUGUCCACAUCGCAGCAGCCAAGAUGGUGGCAUUCCUCAUCACCAUACAGUGCACUUAGGCUCAACACAAACACCUUGCAUUCAUUGCAGCAAGAAAAAGAGACCUCCCAUACUUCGUCAGGGCCGAUCAAAAGAGAGUAAAACCAAGAUGCAUCCUGGGGAAACAACAGUCUUUUCAGUUGGCAGAUUUCGUGUCACCCAUAUUGAAAAAAAAUCUGCUUCCCAUGAAUCCCAGGAAGAGGCUUUUCCUGAGGACAAGCUGGACUUUGAUUUAGCUAAUACAGACCAGGAGAUCUACAGCAAUGAGAAACUGCAGUGGGCUGGAUCACAGAAUGGAAUCGUUCAUACAAAUGGAGUACAGCAAAGAAAAUUAGCUCAGGCAGAUUCUCAAAGACCGCCAAAGGAAACUACUGCAGAUGAGUUGACUCAGUCAGAGACUCAUUUAAAUGUAACAGCCAAUACAGAUAUAACCAUAAAUGAAACAGACGGAGGAUACCCUAAGGCAUGCUCUUCACAAGAAGCAGUAAACUCUGCCAUAAGUUAUGUAACUGAGACUAACUGCACUUCAGGACCCAAAGACCUUUCAUCAGAAGAGCUAGAGGAGAUGGAGCGGCUGGAUAAAAAAGCUGAACAGAUGGGCCAUCCAGGAGCAGCUUAUGAAGUAUCAAAACAACAAGGUCAAGUUCUUUCAAUAGGACCCAGACAGGAAAUGCGGCCAGUAGAACAAGUGGCAUAAAACAUCAGAUCCUACCAGCUCCAUGCUCAGGGUUGCCAAGGAGAUGCACAUGGAACUGACCUCAGGCUUGAAGGGAUGAAGUUGCUACAUCA
Molecule: messenger RNA, 1395 nt
Organism: Python bivittatus (Burmese python)
Lineage: Eukaryota; Metazoa; Chordata; Lepidosauria; Squamata; Pythonidae
Gene: RELL2
Product: RELT like 2
Biological process (GO): positive regulation of cell-substrate adhesion; positive regulation of p38MAPK cascade
Source: RefSeq, a predicted model, not a curated record